AUGAUUUCAUUGCAACAUUAUGAGCUUUUAAAAAAAAUACGAACAGGCAUUAGUCGUUUUGCGGCUUCGAUGUGGGAUACAAAACUUUCUGCCUUUGCACGUCAAAUUAUUCUUGGCUUUUCUCUUAUGUGUCUUCUGAUGUUCCAUAAAAUGGAUUUUCAUUUAGAAAGAAAAAAAGAAAAAUGCAGGAUGAAAGUUUAA
Clunio marinus is the source of this 201-nucleotide messenger RNA. Lineage: Eukaryota; Metazoa; Arthropoda; Insecta; Diptera; Chironomidae. The record is from the annotation of a GenBank genome assembly.